Vicugna pacos (alpaca) is the source of this 979-nucleotide messenger RNA. The record is from RefSeq and is a predicted model, not a curated record. NCBI's taxonomy places the organism in Eukaryota, Metazoa, Chordata, Mammalia, Artiodactyla, Camelidae.
AUGGGAGGCAAGGGGCUGAGCCCUUCUGACAGACAGCAUGUGACUGCGUUUUCCCCUCAUGGCCACUGGCCCACCGGCCACCACCCUCCUGCUCUCCCCUCCACAGAUGCAGUGAGCUGGGCCGGAGGACGCCCCAGCCACCCUGACAUUCCAUCCAACAUCUACGAAGGGGGGCUGGGGGCCCAGCAGCAGCAGUGCCCCAGUGCCCAGGGAAGCAAGCCCAAGAACUUUCGGCUGCGCCACCUCCGGGGCCUGGCCCUCUAUCUGCCGGGCCACAUGCAGCCUGCUGGCCAGUGUGAGAGCCACUGGCUGGGCCGGCUCAUGGCCAGGGGCUGCCUCCCACAGCCCAAGGGUGUGGCCUGGCCCCUGGAGCUACCACAGGGGACUGCAGGCCCAGGUAACAGCCACCACUCAGCACUUCUGGAAGCUCAAAUGCCCAGGGACAGCCUAGGAAAUACAGCUUCCAGUUCCAGCAUGGACCCAGCCAAGGGUGCCCCCUCCCAGUCCUGUCCCCCUGAAGGCUUGGGGCUCAGGCCCAAGAGAUCCUGGGGGGCCUCAGAGGAGCCCACCUGUCCUUUGUACAAGAGAACUCGCUUUGGGGCUCUGGAGAGGCCAUAGGGAUCCGAGUGCCAGGGCUGGUUCUCCCAGCCUGGGACAGGAGGGGAAAGGAUGGCCCAGGAGGAGGAGGUGGCAGGUCCAGGAAGGAAGGGCUCAGUCCCUACCAGUGGCACCCCAACGAUGAGACACUUGGGCAGCUGCCCAGCACCAGAGCCUGGGCCAGCCUCAGGAAAACUCAAGGGGGAAGGGAGGAGGAAGUCCUGCAGGAGGGACAGAAAAAACAAAUCUGGGCAUGCUCUUGCAGCCUGCUCCAACUCAAGUCAGCCACUUGUACCUGAGAGGCUGGGUGGAGCAGAGAGUUUGGGCUCCCAAGAGGCCGGGGAGCCUGCAGGUCUAAUAUCAAUAAAAGCCAAGGCCUGCA